CUCACCUUUUGCCGGUAGAAAUAGUCAGAUAUAUUCUCUCUUUUUUGAGUGAUGACGACAUUCAAAGUGUAGUGAAUGCUACAAACUGUUGACUGGAAAUAUCUCAUGAACAGGGCAAGAUCUAUCGGGGUAUGAGUGUUUUCAAGGAAACUAGAUCACAAAUUAUGCCUAUUAACAUCCGAUCUUCGAAAGGCCGGUCCCUACUCCACAAUGCAGCAAUCUACUCUUCGAUUGAAGAAUUGGAACUCUUAUUGAACUCUGGGUUUGAUGUGAACUCCAAAGACGACAAAGGUUGCACUCCCCUUCAUUUUGCUGUAUUUGUAAACUUUGAAUUAGGAGUAGAUUUCUUACUAAAUAGAGGUGCUAAUGUGAACUCAAAAUGUUUUGGUGAAGCUCCCUUACAUAUUGCUGCAUGGAAGCAAAGAAGAUCAAUUUUUGAAAAAUUGAUUGAAAGAGGAGCAGAUGUAAACUGUCAAAACAAAAAUGGAUUGUCGGUUCUCCACAUUGCAACCAUACUCGGUUCCCUCCCAUUUGUUGAUAUUUUAUUAACAAAGGGAGUUGAUGUGAAUAUUAAAGAUUUAAAAGGAAACACACCUCUGCAUUUUGCAGCUAAAUAUAAAAGUAUUGAAAUAAUCAAAAGACUUUUGACUAACAAAGCAGAUGUAGAUAGUAAAAAUGAUAGAGGCCAAAUCCCUCUUCACCGUGCAGCAAAGUUUUGUCCCUACAGAUCAGCUAUUAAGAUGUUAAUGAUAGGGGGAGCUGAAGUUAAUGCAAGAGAUAAAGAGGGCAGAACGCCAAUGCACUUUGCGAUAGAUAGGCCUAAUGGAGAAAUUAUAAAGGAGUUGCUGGAGUGGGGUGGAUCUCUGUUUAUUAAGGAUGAAAAUGGUGACCAACCAUUGGAGUGGGUUUCAUGUACGUGGGUUGCGAAUUAUGCUUUUGAAAGGAAUUCCAUGCAAUUGAAAUGUGUCGGAUUUAAUUUUGAUCCCAUAACAAAUUUUUAUGGUACCAAAGAUAAUUUUUGUCUACUAUGCAAAAAAGAGGCUAAGAAAAUGAAACUGCAUCGUUAUGGUAAAGAUUUACUCAGUGAUGUUUUUGAUAAAUAUGGUGAUCCGACAUAUUUAGCAAACACAAAAUUGAAACAGGCCUUUGAGUAUGAUAUUGAAUUAGAAUAUCCAGUGUAUGGUUCCCUGUUAAGAGCGAUAUAUGGAAGAGCGAUAAAAAGGGCAGCUUUAUUAGAUAUAGCUCAGUACAGUUUAACUGAGUUCUUGCCUGUUGAAAUUGUCAGACACAUUCUUUCUUUUUUGAGUGAUGACGACUUACGAAAUGUGGUUAAUGUGGUAAAUUGUUGACUGGGAAUAUACCAUGAUAAGAGCUAACUAUUCAGAUAAGGAUAUCAGAAACCAAACCCACUUGAAAAUUGUUAAUAAGUAUCGUUAUUAUGAAUCAUGGAAAAAUGCCAUGAUGAGAGCUGACUAUUGAGAUAGAGCUGUCAGGGACCAAGCUCACGUGAAAAUUGUCAAUAAUCAUAUGUGUUAAUAAUGAUAUAUACUAUAAUCUCUAUAUAUAACAUACUAUAAUCAUAGUUUAUAUAAGUCAUUGAUGAACCUUUGUUCAAUAUUUGGGCAGCGUGAACCACGUGGUUUCCAUUUUAAUAAAAAUGUAUGUUACCCAUAACUGAGAUAUACCAAGGAGAAUUUGAAGUUAAAUAGUUGGCUGUAGGGAAACGCAUUAUAUUUUUAGAGUUGUUUUGCAGAGGUAAAUUUUGUAAGUUGUUUUUCUUUUUCCGUAGCUUAACAUUGUGCAUUAUUUAUUUAGUUUAACUCAUUAUAGUUCAUACCUUGUGUAUAAUGUAUUUUAUGCCAAAAUAAAUUUACACAGAGCUGAUUUGAAAUCUAGACUGAUGAAUUAGAAUAUAACUUUUCAUCAACUGUAGGUGUUAUCGUAUUACAGGAACAUAGGUGUCAUAUCUAAAAAGUUGUAUUAUGUAUGCCUAUUAACUUUUUGCAUUUGAUAAUAAUUAUUCUAGUUCCUUCCGUUGGUAGUUAAUGCUGAAAACAAGUUUUAAAGAUUUUAAGAUAUGUUUGAAUUUACAGAUUUAAGCUGUAGAAAUGGACCGUAAAGUCAAUUAGAUUACCUAUAGGCACAUUCAAUUCUUAAAGUCAAAUCUCAGACAGUAAAAAUGCUGCCCUCAGAAACUAUCUAGAUUGGAAACUACCACUAGACAACUCCUCGAGUACUGAAGUAGCCUGUUUAUUUUAUUAACAGGAUAGAAAGCAGUACAUGGGAAUAAUUUCAAAUCGAUCAUCCCAUUCAAAACUGGAAUAGUUAUAAAUAAAGAUCGCAUUCACUAGUUUAUCUGGUGGAGUGAGAAAAUCUUCAUGUAUUACUAGUAUUCUGCUGAAGAAUACUACGUUUCUUUUUUUAGAGGAACUUAAUAGAACAGUGUUCAAUAGCAUCCUGAUGGCUACUUCCUAAAUCAUCCCUUGUAUUGUGUUACUCAGCUCUUCUGAGAGAGUGUUAACAAACAAUUGACCCAUUCUCCCCAUUUCAAACGGUCUUUUAGUCAGUACUAAUGAAGCCUCUUAGUUAUAUUUAAUGCUAUAAUAACUACACUUAUCGUUCAAGACCACCUACACAAACAUUGGGAACAUGUUUAAAAGACCAAUUCAUUCGUAGAUAAUUUAUCCAUAGAAAGAACAAGACAAAAUUUUCCUUCUCAGAGAGAACGAUGUUUAAAUGCUCUUGCCGAUAGAAUAGAAUAGAAGAUCUGAAUUUUGAUUAUGAAAUGACCUCUCAAACAAUGAGCCAAAUGUUUUAUGAAUGAACUGUGUAGUACAAAAGGAUAAGUUAUUGACUGACACUCAGCCUCUAAGCUUCCUAUUGAUUUUGACAUUAUGUGACAUUACUUGCUAUAUAAAAUUUAUGUGAACAUUACUACAUCAUAAUGCAUUUACAGAUUGUUGUUUAUGUACAUUAUAUACGUGUAUUUGAUAUUUUUAUUUUAAUAUACUGUAGUUAUUUAUAUACAGGUAAUUGGUACAUAGUGUUAAAUGAACAAUUGGGUUAUUCUAUGCCAUUCAACUUUCCCUUUUGUAUCAGUUUCACACUCAUAAAACUUACUUUGCAUUUGUAAAGAUAACUUUUUCACUUAAUAUUUGGCAGGAAUGUUUUGAUUGCUUCUCUUCUUCACUAGCUUCUUACUCCACAGUUCAGAUUUCCUCACAGGUGUAACUAUGGCUGUGAGAGUUGUAAACUGCAGGAAAAUUUGUUAAUCCUUUUUGGCCGAUAAAAGGUUUGGUAAUUUUUAUGGUACAUACUUUUGAAUGAAUUCACUACUUUGUUGUACUGAAAAACAAGAAGGUGAAAAUAUGGAAAAUGCAAGUGUUUUAUAAAUACAUUAAAGUGUAAUAUUACAAAUAUAUACUUACAAUUAUUUUCUUAUCUUAUUAAUUACAAUAAAGUUGUCAUCAGUAUAACAUUAUUUAAUAAUUAAAUUGUAUGCAUGAAAUUAAAACAAACUGUUCUUUGCUUGUUUUGUUUACUAUUAGAUUACUAUAAAAACAAAAAUAAUUUUAGUAUUGUAAACAACAUUUUCAGUUUCUGACUUUAUUUUCUGUAAGAGUACAAAAUGUAUGUUGAUUGGUUGGAAAGUAAGUAUAAAACAUAUAGUUGAACAAAACUACACAACGCAAUUGCCUGUAUAAUGACACAGCUGGAGUAACGUGACUGAUAGCUAUUACAUGAUGUGAAAAUGGUCUAGAUGACUAGAUGACCACAUAAAUAUUUGUAGAAAGGCCAUAGAGAAGUUGAAGAGAAUAUUUGUUUAAACAAAAAUUACAGUUUUUAAAGGUAGAUUGUCAGCGUUUUGCUCUGGAUAUUGUACCUUCAUUUUAUGGUGUACAUUAGUUUCACUUUGCAAAGAGAAUUGUUCUAGAAAUUUAUUAGAAAUGAGCUUAUUGUUUUAUUUAACUUGUUUUUAGUUUAAUUAAAAAAAAAAUAUUAUUGUAAUUUGUUAAAUUUCGUCAACCAAAAUGUGUCCCCAUAUACUGUACAUUGUACACUGAUUUAGAUAUUUAAUUCUUUCUAUUCAAAUUCUAUUUUAGCACUUAAUAUUACAUGUUGUAUUAGUCCUCAAGUUAUUUUUAUUCAGAUUAUUGUAAACUAUAUUUAUUUUCUUGAAUAAUAAAUAUCUUUAAUGAUUCCUUGCUUUUACUUUGAAUGUCUGAUGUUCUAUUUAUAGAUAGUAUCGAUGAAAAUUUGUUUAACUGUGUAUAUUUAAAAUAUUUAAGAUUAUGAGUUAUUUCAAUUAUGUCAUUGAUAUUACUGUAUUAGACCUCAUAAAUAAAACUCCUAUUUUUUAGCUUGACAGAUGGUUAAAUUGUAGAUGUUUAAUUUUAUAAUUUGUUUUCACCGAGAAGUGUUGAUUAUUCUGACAAUAUGAUCUUUCUGUAAGUGGAGUUCUAAAAACUGUUAAAAUCAAGAUUCAAUGUUAAAAAAAUAAUGUUAUUUGUGCUUAUAUUGAAAUGAUGUUGUUGUUGUAUGACAUACUGCUUAACCAUUUAUAUAGGCUGAUUGUCAACGUUUUGCUCUGGAUAUUGUACCUUCAUUUUAUUGUGCACAUUAGUUUCACUUUGCAAAGAGAAUUGUUCUAGAUAUUUGUUGUGGAUGUGGUGUCGUUUCUACACCUUUUACUAUUAAUAGUCUUACUUAGUAUAGCCAUUGUAUACCUGAAAUAUACUUUAUUCACUCAGACAGCACCUGAUAGACAGGUCUGUUAUGUUUAAAUUAAUCUAUAGCAGUACACUGUAGCUUUAUUUUGGCCUAAAACAAAUUUAUAUUUAACUUUACAAUGUAUAUCUAUGCUUAAUACUUGUGAACUAAUAAAUAAAAUACGUAAGUAUAUUGUAUAAUUUCACGACUAUAAAAAGAUUUAGUUUUGAUUUUAUACCUAAUUUUCUAUUGUAUCUUGGACUGGUUGAUGGAAUCUGAAUUUUUUACAAUUUAUACAAAGUUGUGCAGUCUGAAUAUGUAUGUUAUCUAAAUGAUUUUGAAAUAAAUUAAAUUAUAUUUGUAA
This is a messenger RNA of Homalodisca vitripennis (glassy-winged sharpshooter), 5074 nucleotides long. Its product is annotated as serine/threonine-protein phosphatase 6 regulatory ankyrin repeat subunit A-like. The record is from RefSeq and is a predicted model, not a curated record. NCBI's taxonomy places the organism in Eukaryota, Metazoa, Arthropoda, Insecta, Hemiptera, Cicadellidae. Gene Ontology annotation, molecular function: protein binding.